AUGGACCGCAUUAAGGAAAAGUUGAACUCGCUUCGUACGGAGGCUGAUGCGGCGCUGGAGCGCGCCGAGGCUGCCGAACAGCGUAACAAAGAACUCGAGCAGGACAACCUGAGCAAGGAGCAAGAGAUAUCGAGUCUACAGCACAAACUAUCCGUACUUGAGGAUGACCUUGAGAAUGCAGAGAGCAAGCUGAGUGAGGCCAAAGUAGGCAAGGAGGAGGGCGAGGGCCACAAAUCCAAUGUCGAUAUCUUGCAGCGCCGCAUCGACAUGCUGGAAGAGCAGCUCGACGUCUCGGAAAAGAACCUCAAAGACGUCACGGAACAGCUCCGCCAGACGGAUGUGCGUGCUGAGCAGAUCGAGCGCCAGAUCCAGGGCGCCGAGCAAGAGCGCGACCAAUGGGAGCAGAAAUACGAGGAGGCACAGGAGAAGUAUGCAGCGUCCAGGCGCGAGCUCGACGAAGUUGUGCAGCAGAUGGAGAGUCUCUGA
Molecule: messenger RNA, 486 nt
Organism: Malassezia vespertilionis
Lineage: Eukaryota; Fungi; Basidiomycota; Malasseziomycetes; Malasseziales; Malasseziaceae
Exons: 2
Coding region: 1-486 (161 amino acids)
Biological process (GO): actin filament organization; mitotic cytokinesis
Cellular component (GO): actomyosin contractile ring; actin filament
Molecular function (GO): actin filament binding
Source: RefSeq, a predicted model, not a curated record